Molecule: messenger RNA, 1648 nt
Organism: Leptidea sinapis
Lineage: Eukaryota; Metazoa; Arthropoda; Insecta; Lepidoptera; Pieridae
Exons: 5
Coding region: 189-770 (193 amino acids)
Source: RefSeq, a predicted model, not a curated record
UUCUGCCGUAAGCUCUCGAGGGUGACACUCGCGCUGUUUGUUACCGCGUCGGCUCGCACUUGCUCACUCACGUCACAUUAUUAAAAGAUACGUUAGCUUAUUGUGUUUGAUAUUAACGUUCGUUUACUUUAUAGUUUUUUUUUGUAGACUUAUUGCGAAAAGCCGCUACUGUUGUGUUAACACUCAAAAUGCCAAAGUGCAAGAAAGUUGUGCGACAAGGACGUGCAAAAGUAGCAAAGAUGCUUGAAGCUCGCCUGGCUAAAAGAAAAAGACAAAAUAUUGACGUAACGCCAACCACGUCUAAACAUGCUCAACAAAAUUACGUUGAUACCAGGUUAAAAGAUAACCAAAGUGAUGCACAACCACCACUAAUGGUUAUUUUUAAUGUACAACCGAUGGAAAAAAGCAAUACUGAUUUACAAGAGGACUUUGCAGGAAACUUGACAGUAACUAAAAUCACUGAAGAAACCAAUAAAAACUUUGAAGAGGUUAAUACAAGUAACACUGCUGAAUCUUCCAAUGACAGCAAUGAAUAUUACGAAGUUGUUAUUAAAACAGAAGUAACUUCCGAUGAAGAAGCUCCCAGCACUGGUACCAAGCGGAGGACAUCUGAAUUGAACGAAGUUGACCCGCACGUGUUGGAGUGGGCAGAUAAAUUGUCCAAUCUGUCUACACAACAGAGAAUGUUGGCUACAAAAAUGAUCAGCGUUGUAUUACAUAGAGCUGAGCUUGGUAUUCUGCAUGAAGACCUACUUAAAAAUAAUGUAUAGUUAUAACUUCUGUAGAUCAUAUAGAUGAUACUUAUAUUUUACUCAUCCAAAUAUUUUUUUCAAUUUUUACAUGAUUUUCUUUAAAAUGACGUACAAUAUAUAAAAAAAACAUUCCUAGGAAGUUACAAUUUACACCAGAAAAUUUAUUUAAAUACAAAAGUAAAUUACAGAUAAUUGUAACCAAUUUUUAUGUGUAAAUUAUCGCUAUCUAAUACAUUGCAUACUCCCUGAACGUUUUUUUAAAAUUAGUUUUAUCUAAAAAAAACACGUCCUUCAGGAUCUUGUACCAUAGGAAUCUAUAUCUUAAUGUGAUAAUACUUUAUUCUCAUGGCAAUACCUACCUCAAAUACGGACUAGUAAAAAAACAAGGACUCCGUGUCACCUUACAUAACAGUGUAGCACCAAAACAAGCCGAUUAACGUGUAAAUACAUAGACCCACGCACACACACUACUACAGGCCGAUAGGCGGCAUAAUGAGAAGUGACAGAUCAGUUUGCGUCUCAAUGAAAUAUUUUUAAUCGCGUCGUGCGUUGUGAAAAAGUGUAAAAACGAUACUAUAUUUGAGGAUUUGUGGCCAUAUAUGAUUAUUUAAGGGAGAAAAAAUUGUGUAACUAGUAUCCCGCGUAACCGCACACACACUAGCAUAACGGUGCUUCACUUGCUAAUAUCACGGCGCGGAGUCCUUCUUGUUUUACUCGUCCGUGACUUCAAAGUGUAUAUUAUGCUGUUUCAUUAUCGCUAAAUUACAUUUACGAAUAUGCCUAGGUACAUAGAAUAAUAACGCUCAGAACGAUAGUUUCAUUCAUAGUUCUUGUCAAUACAGAAGUAACAUUACAAUUAAUGUGUGCGUGAGCGUCACGUACUUACACUCGCCAAC